GGUUAAAAUCUAACCCUUCUUCCCAACACAAAAAUAAAAAUCCUUAUCCUCUCUUGUAUAUGUCUUUCACUUCACUUUCUCUCUCUUCAGCUCCAACCUCUCUGCUCCCUAUAAGCUUCGUUAAUGGCGUUUCAGAUCUAAAAACGAACUCAAAAGCUUAACAAAACGCAAAUUUCAGCGAAACCAAACAGCAAAAAAAGAGAAUUUUUUUCAUCUUUUCAAUCAAAAGGUUUCAUUUUUGUGUGUGUUUUGUUUUCCUUUUCGAUUUUUCAUUAAUGCAGAAGAAAAUGGCGUAUUCGUUCCCAGAUGAGGUGCUGGAGCAUGUCUUCUCGUUCAUACAAUCAGAUAAAGACCGAAACGCGGUAUCGAUGGUGUGCAAAUCGUGGUACGAGAUCGAACGGUGGUGUCGGAGGAAGAUAUUCAUCGGGAACUGUUACGCUGUGAGCCCUAGGAUUGUGAUCAGACGGUUCCCGGAAAUUAGAUCCGUCGAACUGAAAGGGAAACCGCACUUUGCGGAUUUCAAUCUGGUACCGGAAGGUUGGGGUGGUUACAUCCUUCCGUGGAUCGUGGAGAUGGCCGGCGCCUAUCCAUGGCUCGAAGAGAUUCGGCUUAAACGGAUGGUCGUCACGGAUGAAAGUUUGGAGCUUAUUGCUAAGUCGUUUAAGAAUUUCAAAGUGUUGGUGCUUUCUUUUUGCGAAGGGUUCUCAACUGAUGGACUCGCUGCCAUUGCUGCUAGUUGCAAGAAUCUGAAAGAGCUGGACUUGCGAGAGAGUGAAGUGGAUGAUUUGAGUGGGCAUUGGCUCAGCCAUUUUCCUGAGACGUACACAUCCCUGGUGUCUCUUAAUAUUUCUUGCUUAGGAUCUGAUGAAGUUAGCUUCUCAGCCUUAGAGCGUUUGGUAGGUAGAUGUCCCAACCUGAGGACGCUUCAGCUCAACCGUGCAGUGCCUCUUGAUAAAAUUGCCACUAUAUUACGUCGUGCACCACAGCUUGUUGAAUUUGGCACUGGUACCUAUGCAGCUGAGCUUCGACCAGAUGUCUUCUCAAAUUUGGCUGGAGCUUUUUCUAGUUGCAAAGAACUGAGGAGCUUGUCUGGGUUUUGGGAUGUGGUCCCAGCUUACCUUCCAGCUAUUUACUCUGUCUGUUCUAGAAUAUCGUCAUUAAACUUGAGCUACGCUACUAUACAAAGUCAUGAUCUUAUAAAGCUUGUAUGCCACUGUCCAAGUUUGCAGCGCCUAUUGGUACUUGAUUACAUUGAAGAUAGUGGCCUUGAAGCACUUGCAUCUAGUUGCAAGGACCUACAGGAAUUACGGGUGUUUCCAUCUGAUCCAUUUGGUGCAGAACCAAAUGUAUCCUUGACAGAACAGGGCCUUGUCGCCGUUUCUUUGGGUUGUCCUAAGCUGCAGUCAGUUUUGUACUUCUGCCACCAAAUGACUAAUUCUGCCUUGGUCAAUAUUGCCCAGAACCGUCCAAACUUGACCCGUUUUCGACUUUGUAUAAUUGCGCCAAGAAAACCUGAUUAUGUGACCCUUGAGCCACUUGAUGUUGGUUUUGGAGCCAUUGUACAGCAUUGCAAGGAUCUCAGGCGCCUUUCCCUUUCUGGUCUUCUCACUGAUCGUGUGUUUGAAUAUAUUGGGACAUAUGCUAAAAAGCUAGAGAUGCUGUCUGUGGCUUUUGCAGGAGAUAGUGAUUUGGGACUCCAUCAUGUGCUUUCUGGGUGUGAAAGCCUCCGGAAACUGGAGAUUAGGGACUGUUCCUUUGGGGACAAGGCUCUUUUGGCCAAUGCUGCAAAGCUGGAGACAAUGCGAUCCCUUUGGAUGUCUUCUUGCUCUGUGAGUUUCGGAGCAUGUAAGCUGCUAGGUCAGAAGAUGCCCAGGUUGAAUGUGGAAGUUAUAGAUGAGAGGGGACCUCCAGAUUCAAGACCAGAAAGCUGCCCAGUUGAGAAGCUCUACAUAUAUAGGUCUGUUGCUGGGCCAAGAUUUGACAUGCCUCCAUUUGUUUGGACGAUGGAUGAUGAAGAUUCUGCAUUGAGGCUUUCUUGAGAGAUCCCCUGUGAAUUUAGGUAACAUAUUAAAGCUCAUUUGAUCUCAAGAAGGAUAUAUCAGGUACAUGCUCCUUAUGCUACUCAUGGUUCCCGAUUUAAUUUUAUGUAGCGUAAUAUAAUUGCAGAACUGAUUGGAGUGGGAACAUAAUUUGGAGGGUAUACAAGGCUUGAGAGCUCGAUUGCCAUUCAUUUUACUCUUGGCUGAGCUAACGGAUACCAAGUAAUGAUUAAUAAAGAGAUGAAAACUCCAGCUAUUGUGUAUUAAUCAGAGUUUUAUUUGUUUCCCCAUAGUUACCAUGUAUACUAUUUGCAGACUUCUGUAUGUUUAUGCAUUUGUGUCACCUUUUUCGGGGUAGUAAUUAUCUUGUGGACGUAAUUGUGUCAUUGUUAGCCUUUCGGAGUAAUAAAAGUUCAAAGUGUUCCAUGCAU
Molecule: messenger RNA, 2470 nt
Organism: Theobroma cacao (cacao)
Lineage: Eukaryota; Viridiplantae; Streptophyta; Magnoliopsida; Malvales; Malvaceae
Gene: TIR1
Product: F-box/RNI-like superfamily protein
Biological process (GO): SCF-dependent proteasomal ubiquitin-dependent protein catabolic process
Cellular component (GO): SCF ubiquitin ligase complex
Molecular function (GO): protein binding
Source: RefSeq, a predicted model, not a curated record